GUUUGUAGUUUAUCCCAAUCGAAUUAAGCUUUUUAAAAAUCAAGAUAGUCUUGAAGAAAUGGCCGGAUUAGAACAGCGGAAGCUUCCAAAAGCACCCAGAAAGGCGAAGAGUAGCCUAGACUCCACUCUGGCGAAAAUGCCCUCCUCUAAGAAGUGGGAAAAGAAAAUGAAGGAAAGGGAUCGAAAGCAGCGGUUGAGUAAACUUUCAAGCCAACUCCGUGAUGAAAUAAAUGCUGAACAGAAGCGCGCAGCGGAAUCUCGCAAGGCAAAUGAGCUACGUAAGCAAGAAAAUGAGAGGAAGAAUAUGGUAGUCCAGACAAUCAAAAACGACCGCAAGGUGAAGAAACUUAGUCCCAAGCACCGGCGUGCAGCCCGUAUUUUUAUGCUUCAUGAACUUUAAAAUACCUGCUUGUGCUUCCCUGUAAAGGUUUUGGAUUUGAUUUUCUUCUAAUUUUCGGUUAACUAUUUUAGGCCAUUUUAUUGGCAUUAAUGAGUAAGAAAAAUAAAA
Molecule: messenger RNA, 508 nt
Organism: Phytomonas sp. EM1
Lineage: Eukaryota; Euglenozoa; Kinetoplastea; Trypanosomatida; Trypanosomatidae
Source: the annotation of a GenBank genome assembly